UAGAAACCAAGAACCGCCGUUCUUCUUGCUCUUCUUUUUUAUCCACUGUCAAAGGGAUCUGUGCGAAGGAAAGGACAUUCGAUCGAACAAUGCAAUUCGAGAGCCAGCAAACAUCUUAAAGAAAAACGAAAAUCGARGGUAGCAUUUCUUCCAUUCCUUCAAGAUGCGCCAAUUGCCGAAAGCACCGUCUGCGACAGGAAGCAAACGCAGCAGCAACGGUUCCGCAUCCCCCCACUCGCAGGAACGGCCACUGCUUCACCUCGUGCACGGACCAUGGAACCGAAAAUCCAUGGCAACGAUCCUGUCCCAGCAGCAGCAUAGCUACUACGGUGGAAGCGACCGGGRAACAAGCACACCCACACAAGCAGAAACAGAACRACAACACCCCGGUGGUGCCUCCGCCGAGCCCUCUUAUACGCUGUGGGACCUAGUAUCGGUAGGGGUGGGCGGGACGGUGGGAUCGGGAAUCUUCGUCCUGGCAGGCUACAUUGCCAACCACUAUGCGGGCCCGGCGACGUUUCUGAGUUUUGCCAUUUCCGGCCUGGCCGCCCUGUGCUCKGGGAUUUCCUUUGCCGAGUUUUCCGGCCGGUUGCCCCGCAUCGAGGGAUCGACCUACACGUACGUCGCGUUGCGUUGCGUUGAAAGAGCAGUGUAAUGCUGUGCUGGGUGUUGCGUGUUGCGGUAUUGGUCAGUUGGCCAGUGGGCAGUUGAUGAUGCGAUGCGAUGCGAUGCAAUAAAGUUCGAAACGGAACAAGACUCGACACCAAACGAUGCAUUACCGUCUAUCCCUCACAUGCACUUGCACACACAACAAUACUCCCUAUUAUUUGAUGUUUUCUCCUCUGUUUCGUUUUUCCUGCGUUGCAGUUAUGCCUACGUGUCCAUGGGGGAAUAUGCGGCCGUUCUAGCGGCAGCCUGUCUGACGCUUGAGUACGGRGUGUCCGGGGCGGCCGUGGCCCGAUCCUGGGGCGACAAGGUCCUGGAGUGGACGGCCAAGCUCCGCCAUGGGGAGGAAGUCGACCACGUCGGUCAGCACGAGGCCUUUUUCAAUCCGUUGGCGGGGUUGAUUUCUCUCGGGUCGGUCGUUGUCCUGGCCUGUGGGGUGCAGGAGUCAAAGAGGGUGACCAAUUUUUUUACGGUCACCAAGUUGCUGCUUGUGGGAAUCAUGGUAAUCGGCGGCCUUUGCUUCUUUUCGGCAUCMAAUACAACCCCGAUCCUCGUGCCGUUCGAUGGAACCUCGUACGGUGUCGCCGGGGUGCUGCGGGGGGCCACCAGCAGCUUUUUCGGAUAUCUGGGCUUCGAUGAGGUCUGCUGCCUGGCAUCGGAAGCCAAAAAUCCCGGGGACACGCCCCGAGCGGUCCUGUACACGCUGGCGAUCGUCACGUGUAUCUACAUCCUGGCAUCGAUCGCGCUGAGCGGGAUGCUCCCGUACACUGAAAUCAGCGACACGAGCGGGUUUCCCAAUGCCUUUGGCGCGCUGGGCUACCCCUUCCUCGCAAAUCUCACUGCCCUUGGAGAGGUAGUAACGCUACCGGUAGUAGUCCUCAUCUCCCUGCUGGCCCAGCCCCGGCUCUGCGCAGCCAUGGCGAGGGAUGGGUUKCUACCGGAGAUAUUUUGCCGGAGKUCGGGACGGGACGGAAACCUCUUCUGGUCUAGCAUUCUCUGCGGAAUUCCCAUGACGUUGUUGGCGACCUUUGUACCCUUUUCAUGGAUGGACGAUGCAAUUUCGGUCGGGAUUUUGUUUGCCUUCAAUAUGACGAACACGGCCCUGAUCACUAUGAGAUGCAGCAGUUGCGCUAGUAGCAGUGAUAAAUUGGGGAGCAGGAGGGACGGUGGAAUGACGGASUUUCAUUCUCAGACACACACAAACGAGGGAGAAGUUGUGACCGCCAUUGACGAAGCCAAUGGGAUUGUUUCGUCGUCCUAUCCCGAUCCCAACCCCUAUGGGGUCUGUCGCGGCCGCUGGCCGCUACCGAUGCACCUAGGGUGCUAUCAUUUYGUGGCRCUGGCGGCGGGGUUGACGUCCCACGUUGGUUCUUUAUCGUCCCCGAACUGGUCGAUCCAGAUCGGGGCCGCUGCGCUGACUCUAGGCUAUGCGGCCGGUUUGCACAGCCAGUUUCCGGCAGGCGGGACAUUUGGGGAUGCCUCGUUCUCGCAGAUGCACCACCACGAUAGCAAUGUUGACAUGGCAGACCUCGGCGACCAAAGCAACACUAUCAGCAACCGUUCUACCAUCGCCGGCGACAUCUUCAAGGUUCCGUUCUGUCCRUUUCUUCCGUUGGUGGGGAUAUAUUUGAACUGGUACCUUAUUUCCCAGCUGGAAUGGAGUGGUAUGGUACUGCUGUUUGURUUUUUGGUAAUUAUUUCUGCCCUGUAUGGUCUWUGCAUAAGUGGCACGAGCCAAACGACAUCGUCGUACAGCGCUUUGCCACAACUGGGGUUCGUAAACGAUGCAACAGUAACUUCGGCGCCAGAAUCUACCGCAWCYUCUGUUCAAUCCUUUGUUGAUGCGGAUGGCCCGGUUUUGUUGCGCGAAAUGUCUAUGCCGAGCAGGCGAUCGGUGACGUGACGCUAGGUUGGAUUGUCUUGCACCGAACAAAACGGCGUGGACGGAGGAAUCAAAAUAAAAUGAACGGUUUCAAAAUGUCGGGAUCGAAACGAAGUAGAAGAACAUACAUUGAUCGACUAGAACAAAAUUAUACAGCUCAUCAUCUAUACACCAAAGAAGCAAUCACAGUUUAGAAUACAAAACCAUAACGUAU
This is a messenger RNA of Pseudo-nitzschia multistriata, 2762 nucleotides long. NCBI's taxonomy places the organism in Eukaryota, Bacillariophyta, Bacillariophyceae, Bacillariales, Bacillariaceae. The record is from the annotation of a GenBank genome assembly.